Messenger RNA from Doryrhamphus excisus (bluestripe pipefish), 1186 nucleotides. RefSeq names its product linkage group 4 C8orf82 homolog (gene lg4h8orf82). The record is from RefSeq and is a predicted model, not a curated record. Lineage: Eukaryota; Metazoa; Chordata; Actinopteri; Syngnathiformes; Syngnathidae.
AACACCAACAUGGAAGCAUUUCCGGGUUACACUAUGACGACAGAGUUGCAUGUUGUGGAGGUUAUUUAACAUUGCAUGAUGUAGCGACUUUCCCAGGUGUCUCUCCAGGUGUCAUUUGCACUGGAAUAAAAGUGCACUUUAAGCCUGACCUCAUGUUGUUACUUCGGACCACUGCGGGUCUCCGCAGUCAUUUUCUCUCGAGUUUACGCAGCUCCCCCUGCGACUGGAGCGCCUCUAGAACCGCCGCUGCAUACAUCCAGGGCCAGAGCCCAGAAACUCGUAUUCGAGAGUACUUCUACUACAUUGACCACCAAGGACAGUUGUUCCUGGAUGACACUAAAGUCAAGAACUUUGUCACCUGCUUCAAAGACAAACAGUUCCUGGCUUUCUUCUUCAGUCGUCUGCGUGUAAAUCAGAGUGGACGUUACAUGGAGGACUUCCCUUUCCUGUCUCUGUGUGGGAGGGAGAGGAACUUCCUGCGCUGUGAUGACCGACCAGUGGUCUUCACUCACCUGCUGCAAGCCAACACGGGAGAGCAGGAGCUUCUGUCGUUUUGCGGCGGUGCAGAGAAGCUGACAGCGCCCUUCCGCCCAGAAGCGCUUUACAUGCAUCCGACCAGCGGACGAGUUUACCACCCCUGCUCGGAACGGACAGGCAGCGUCGGCCUGGUGAGGUCCGCCCUGGCUAUUGAACUCAGCCCAUUCUUUAUUUACGCUUCAGAGCAGGGCCAAUCGGGACCGCCCACGCACUUCCUGUGGGGAGAACAGCAGCACUCACUGACCAAUGAGCUGGCAGGAAGCUUCUCCACAGUGGAGGAUGACCGUGGAGCAGGAGUGCCUUAAAAUCCAAAUAAAGGAUUGUGUGAAACAAGUCCUGCCAGGAAGAAACUAAACUACUCGUGUUACAUUUCACAUUCUGAUCUUAAUGGGGUGCAAUUAUGAGAACUGCCUUGUCCAGCAAGAAAAACACAGAAAAAACACAUUAUGUAAUUUACAAGCAGAUUAACUUUAGAUUUAAACAUCUUGGCCUUCCUGUUGUAUUUCAUGUGAUGGCCAGCAGGGGGAGACGUCAACUCUUGGAAAAAUCAUAUGAGUAAAGUUUCCUCCUAGUUCCAACAUGACCUUACAUAACCCUGUUACUGUUAAGUAAUAUCAAUGAUAAUACAAAUAAAUUAAUGGAAAAAGCA